This is a messenger RNA of Micromonas pusilla CCMP1545, 595 nucleotides long. RefSeq lists its product as uncharacterized. The transcript has a single exon. The coding region runs from base 432 to 584 and encodes 50 amino acids. Lineage: Eukaryota; Viridiplantae; Chlorophyta; Mamiellophyceae; Mamiellales; Mamiellaceae. The record is from RefSeq and is a predicted model, not a curated record.
GAGAGCGUAGUACGUUUUAAUUAAGAGGAUGAACUACUGAUGAGCUCAUCCUCUUAACUGCCGCGCCGCGCGAGGACAGUCAGAGAGGCGCGCGCCGCGGUUGAGGCCGGAGCGUCAAAGCGAACAUCGACUAGACAGCGUAAGCGAUCAUCCCAGCGAGUUAUAUACACCUGGGGCGCUGAAUCAGGCUGUCACGUCGCACAGAUCCGUCGUUUGCAAAACAGACUCGGCGUUACGAAACAUUUGCCGUCUCCUGAGCUCGCGUACGCGACGUCGAAACUUCAUGGAAACAGUUCCGAACGUAAAAAAACUUCGUGAUUAUAUCGCGUGGACACAUUAGAGCAUAUUUAAAAUUCGCGCCGCGCAAAAAAAAACGAUCGCUUGCGUCGGCAGUCGAACUCCGCGGGUCGAGGCUGUAGCUGCGAAGAAAAAUGCUCUUUUACAAAUCGACGCGAUCGUGCCAGUCUAUGCUUUGCUCGUGCGAUUCAGACACGAACGCGGUCGAUCCGCGCGCCUCGAGGGUGAUGUCUUCUAACAUGCCGUGCAGUCACAGAGCCAAAAACGGCGUCUGCGCGAUGUUAUAGCACACCGCGCG